This is a messenger RNA of Pelobates fuscus (common spadefoot toad), 2008 nucleotides long. It is a transcript of the gene TSPAN7, whose product is annotated as tetraspanin 7. Lineage: Eukaryota; Metazoa; Chordata; Amphibia; Anura; Pelobatidae. Bases 219 to 968 code for a protein of 249 amino acids. The record is from RefSeq and is a predicted model, not a curated record. Gene Ontology annotation, cellular component: plasma membrane. The transcript has 8 exons.
AGAGAGCACCAACCAGCUGGUCUGCGAGGGGUGGGUCUGCCUGGCACUGUAAGCUUCAUCUGCAUAGGAGGCAGGGACCAAGCUCCUGAAAGACAGCGCUGGCUAGGGAGCCGAUUCCAUUGCUUUUUAUAUUCCUCCUCUUGUGGAUUGGGGAUAAACUGCAGGCAGGAGGGGCUGAGAGCAGCUCCAGUAACACCCGGCUGCCGGAUUUCAGUAGUAUGGCAUCAAGGAGAAUGGAGACCAAGCCAGUGAUAACGUGUCUGAAAACCCUGCUAAUAAUCUACUCUUUCGUCUUCUGGAUUACCGGAGUUAUUCUUCUAGCUGUUGGCGUUUGGGGAAAACUUACAUUGGGCACAUACAUCUCUCUUAUUGCAGAAAACUCCACCAAUGCUCCCUAUGUCCUCAUCGGAACUGGCACAACAAUCAUUGUCUUCGGCUUGUUUGGCUGCUUUGCCACUUGCCGUGGUAGCCCAUGGAUGUUAAAACUGUAUGCUAUGUUUUUGUCCCUGGUGUUCUUGGCGGAGCUGAUUGCUGGCAUUUCAGGUUUUGUGUUUCGACAUGAGAUAAAGGAUACUUUCCUUAGGACGUACACCGAGGCUAUUCAGAACUACAAUGGCAAUGAUGAAAGGAGUCAUGCAGUUGACAAUGUUCAGGAGAACUUGAAGUGUUGCGGCAUUCAGAGCUACACCAACUGGACCAGCAGCAGCUAUUGGCUUACAAAUGGAUUCCCACCCAGCUGCUGUGCCAACAUUUCUGAUUGCAAUCCAGCAGAUUUGCGUAACAUGACCAUCGCUUCCACUAAAGUGUAUCAAAGUGGUUGCUAUGAGCUGGUGACUGACUUUAUGGAGACUAACAUGGGAAUCAUAGCUGGGGUGGCUUUUGGAAUUGCAUUUUCACAGCUAAUUGGAAUGCUCUUAGCAUGCUGUCUCUCACGGUUUAUCACUGCAAAUCAGUACGAGAUGGUGUAACAAGGGGUAAUACGAAAGCCGGUUUUAAAAUCGGGAGAUGAAGGACUCAAGGAGGAUUUUCUAAGAAUGUUAGAGCACACAUCCACCUAUCACUCUGUGUUUCCUACUAUAUACCAUUUUUGUAGUGUAACCAUCUGUUCAAGUACAGCUGUGCCAUAGCCUGUUUAGUGUCCAACUGCACACACCUCCUUUUCUGAAGGCUUUUCAUAUGAUGGCACUGUGUGUAUGUGUGUUCUUAAUCAUACAGUAGUCGUAUUGUUACUAUGAUAACCCAUUAACUGCCUCGACCUGGCUGUGCAUGCAGUGGCUGAUACGGGACAACAAUGUCUUUACUAGUGGUUUUAAUAAAUGUUCACACAUUUAUAUAAAUCCGUACAUGGAGAAAAAAACAAAACAAAUAUAGCCUAUCUAAUCUUUUUUUAUAUAUAUAUAUAUUUAUUUACAAGGCAUUCUUAUGUUUUCUUUCAGCAUUUACUACACUCGGAUACCACAUUAAUAAAUCUGUGAUAUUACAAUACUUGAAAAGUAAUGUUAAGAUAUGUUGUGCUUUUAAUUAGAUCCAAGGCUCCGGAGUCGGAAUGCUAAUUGGAUUCUCACUGUGUACUAUAUGCUUAUUUGCUUCUAUUAUCUUUUGUCUAGUGAUUUUCUUUUUUUUCUUUUUUUUCAUGGGAACCUGAAUCUGUGUAUCACUGUUACUAAACUGUUGUUGCUUACUGUGAGGGCAGUGUAGAAAUGCUUCUUUUUAUCCUCUCGUAUCCAAAAUAAUCGAAAUCGUGCUGUGAUGCCUCUAUUGUCUCUAUUCCUUCCCCCCUCUUCUCCUCUUCGCUUUUUCGAGUUGCAGCAACCAAAUAAUAUUUUCAGGUCAGUGUGAAAACAAGUACAUAGGUAAGAACUUGAAGUGAAAAUGUUCUAACCUUUUUAAAGAUAAAUUAAAAUUAUUUUUUUUUUUAUAAUGUCUCCACCUAGCAUGCUGAGGAAAAAAAUGCUUUGAUAUUGUGAGCAUUUGUGAUAUACACAUUAAUAAACUGAACUAUGAUGUA